Clonostachys solani is the source of this 927-nucleotide messenger RNA. The record is from the annotation of a GenBank genome assembly. Lineage: Eukaryota; Fungi; Ascomycota; Sordariomycetes; Hypocreales; Bionectriaceae.
AUGUCCAACUCACCUAGGGAAAUUGACGAAGACGCUAAGAAGGUUGUGGAACUUUUCCGCGAUAUUUUUGGCUAUCAUCCUGGUUUCAGAGCUGUUCAUGCUAAAGGCAUUUUGCUCCGAGGAACAUUCAGCCCAACACCCGAAGCAUCGUCUCUUUCCACAGCACCGCACUUCCGCCGCCAUUCAACAUCUGUGAUCGCUAGGCUCUCGAACUCUGGUGGAGUUCCUACCCAGCUGGACGCUGAUCCGGCUAAUAACCAAAACGGGCUGGCGUUGCGUUUUAUCCUCAGCUCAUUUCCACGGCGCGAAAAGACAGAUAUUGCGACUGUUUCUACGCCUUUCUUCCCGGCUGGUAACGUGCCAGACGGUGUUGGUUUCUUUCGCGCGCUGGCCACAAACAAGGUAGAGGAGUUUAUUCGCACUCACCCCGCCGCUGCUGCGUUUAUCAACGCACCGAAGCCGUUCCCGGCCAGUUUUUCAACGCAGCAGUUCUUCAGCAUAAAUGCAUUCAAGCUUAUAGGAAAGGACCAUAAGGGGACAUAUAUCCGAUACCGCAUCAUGCCGAAGGAUGGAGUCUUCCACUUGGACGAGAAGGAGGCGGCCUCUAAGCCACCCAACUACCUUUAUGACGAGCUGGUGAAAAAGCUCGAGACUGACCCGAUCGAGUAUGACCUCUUGGCUCAGAUUGCCGAGGCUGGCGAUGUGACUGACGACUGCACGGUGCAGUGGCCGGAGACACGUGAGUUAGUAAAGUUGGGGGUAGUGAGUCUCGAGUCCAUCCUGGCGGACAGCGAUGAGGAACAGAAGAACCUGGAGUUUUUUGAUCCUGUCCCGAAGGUUGAAGGCAUCGAGCCUUCUGACGACCCGUUGAUUGACCUUAGCUCAGUUGCUUACCGGUUUAGCGGAGCGGAUAGACGAGCUGCUUGA